GUCCACAAGGUUAACAUGUGGUCUGCGUGCAUUUAACCUUCUGUCCAGACUCCCACAGAACCACUCGGAAGUCGGGACCCCGUCCCCCACGCUUUCUCCCUGAGCCUCCACCGCCACCGUCCAUGCCGGCCGGAAUUUCCAUCGCCGCCUCGGGCCCCCGCUCCUUCAUCCUUACCCGGAAAUACCCAUUACUCGGCCCGGGACCCGAAUCCACUACCAGUACUCCGACUUGCCUGUUCUCUCUGCCAGCUCGCCGGUUCGGCGCCGUGCUCCGGUCAGGCUCGAGGACGGCGAAAACGAUCUGUUUCAUGGUGAAGGAAGAAGAAUUGGCCGCCCAACUCGAAGCCGGUGACCAGGACGAAACGGGCGGUGUAGAAACGGAUAAGCGGAUCUCCGCCGCCCGCGUGGAGGAGAGGCUGGCCCGGAAGAGGUCCGAGCGGUUCACGUACCUCGUCGCCGCCGUGAUGUCUAGCUUUGGCAUAACUUCCAUGGCUGUUUUGGCUGUCUACUAUCGCUUUUCUUGGCAAAUGGAGGGCGGAGAGAUUCCCUAUUCGGAAAUGUUUGGCACAUUUGCUCUCUCUGUGGGCGCUGCCGUGGGCAUGGAGUUCUGGGCGAGGUGGGCUCACCGAGCUCUCUGGCACGCUUCCUUAUGGCACAUGCACGAGUCUCACCAUAAACCCAGAGAAGGCCCCUUUGAGCUAAACGACGUCUUCGCCAUUAUCAACGCCGUCCCGGCCAUCGCACUCCUCUCCUAUGGCUUCUUCCACAAAAGCCUUGUUCCCGGCCUCUGCUUCGGAGCCGGUCUUGGCAUAACAGUGUUUGGGAUGGCCUACAUGUUCGUCCACGAUGGUCUCGUGCACAAGAGAUUCCCUGUGGGCCCUAUCGCUGAUGUACCUUACUUCAGGAGAGUCGCUGCGGCUCAUCAGUUGCACCACUCGGACAAGUUUAAUGGAGUCCCUUAUGGCCUGUUCUUGGGACCUAAGGAAGUGGAGGAAGUGGGAGGAGAUGAAGAGCUGGAAAAGGAAGUGAACCGAAGGACCAGAUUGUCCAAAGGCUCGUGAUUGGUGGUUUGUUGAAGCGGAUUUGGCUUGCCGACGUAGAGAAACACUAGCCGUAUUGAGUCAAAUCCAAAUGGUUUUGCUUAUGGAGUACAAAAAAGUAAAAAAAAAAAAAGGAAAAA
Molecule: messenger RNA, 1180 nt
Organism: Diospyros lotus (date-plum)
Lineage: Eukaryota; Viridiplantae; Streptophyta; Magnoliopsida; Ericales; Ebenaceae
Product: beta-carotene hydroxylase 2, chloroplastic-like
Exons: 7
Coding region: 123-1061 (312 amino acids)
Biological process (GO): xanthophyll biosynthetic process; carotene metabolic process
Cellular component (GO): chloroplast
Molecular function (GO): beta-carotene 3-hydroxylase activity; iron ion binding
Source: RefSeq, a predicted model, not a curated record